GCAUUCUCCAUCUUCAUUUUCCACCAGUCCACGCCUAAGGUUUGAAGAAGGAAACUAAACAGCCAGAGUGAACCCUCGGCUUUUUAUUCCCCUCCGAAAACAUUUCAGUUGUAAAAUAAAAAGAAGAAAGGAAAGGCGAAUAUAAAAAUUGUAGUGGGGAUAAAAAGGCGCCUGGAGAGUAGACGCCGGUUGGGGCUGCACUUGCCCCUUGGCCCAUUGUUCAAUCUGCAACCAAAGUGUCCGAACAUAUUGGAAUAUUCAGAAAAUAUCAAUCCAAUCAUUCAUUAUAUUAUUAAAUAUAAGAGUCGUGUGACGUGCACUUGUGACGCGGAAUUGUUGUUACUAUUGGCGAAUUAUAACGAAAUUCUAGAAAGUGAAUUGAAUUAUUGGUUACGAGUUUCAUUAUUUUAUUUGUGUUGUACUGUGGUUAGUUCACGUCACGUGAUAAACAUGGUGGCCAGUUCGAAAAUGAUGAACGUCAGGGUGACCACGAUGGAUGCCGAGCUGGAGUUUGCUAUCCAGCAGGCAACCACUGGUAAACAACUGUUCGAUCAAGUUGUUAAAACCAUUGGUCUACGUGAAGUUUGGUUCUUUGGACUCCAGUACACCGAUAUCAAAGGCGAUCUCACCUGGAUAAAGCUCUACAAAAAGGUAAUGAGCCAGGAGGUGAAGAAAGAGAAUCCCCUGCAGUUCAAAUUUCGUGCCAAAUUUUAUCCCGAGGACGUUGCUGAGGAGCUCAUACAAGACAUUACUCUACGACUUUUUUAUCUCCAGGUGAAAAAUGCCAUUCUCACUGAUGACAUAUAUUGUCCACCUGAGACAUCAGUAUUGUUGGCCUCGUACGCAGUUCAGGCGAGACAUGGUGAUUUUCAAAAGGGAAUCCAUACACCGGGAUUCCUCGCCAAUGAUCGCCUUCUUCCUCAGCGUGUUAUGGAUCAACACAAGAUGAGCAAAGAAGAGUGGGAGAGUUCCAUCACGACAUGGUGGCAAGAGCAUCGUGGGAUGCUGCGAGAGGAUGGCAUGAUGGAAUAUCUGAAGAUCGCUCAGGAUUUGGAGAUGUAUGGUGUCAAUUACUUUGAGAUAAGAAAUAAAAAAGGAACCGAGCUGUGGUUGGGUGUUGACGCACUUGGACUCAAUAUCUAUGAGAAAGAUGACAAAUUGACGCCGAAGAUUGGUUUUCCAUGGUCGGAAAUACGCAAUAUUUCUUUCAAUGAUAAAAAAUUUAUAAUAAAACCAAUUGACAAGAAGGCACCGGAUUUUGUAUUCUUUGCACCAAGGGUCAAGAUCAACAAAAGAAUCUUGGCACUUUGUAUGGGCAAUCACGAGCUGUACAUGCGUAGACGCAAGCCAGAUACCAUUGAUGUUCAGCAAAUGAAGGCUCAGGCACGUGAUGAGAAGAUAGCUAAGCAGCAGCAGCGUGAGAAGCUCCAGUUGGAAAUAGCAGCGCGUGAACGUGCUGAGAAGAAACAGCAGGAAUAUGAGGAGCGACUCAGAAGUAUGGCUGAAGAGAUGGAUAGGCGGCAGGCAGAACUCAAUGAAGCUCAAGAAAUGAUUAGACGUUUGGAAGAACAACUGAGACAAUUGCAGCAGGCUAAAGAGGAGCUUGAGGAUCGUCAGAAGGAAUUGACUGCUAUGAUGGAGAAACUUGAGCGUUCUCACGAGAUGGAGGCGGCUGAGCGCGCCAAGUUGGAACAAGAAAUUCAUGCUAAACAGGAGGAAGUUAUGCGCAUUCAGUCGGAAGUCGAAGCUAAAGAUGCUGAGGCGCGUCGAUUACAGGAGGAAGUCGAAGCUGCUAGACUACGACAAGAGGAAGCUGAUAGAGCUUUUCAAGCAACUACCACUCCACAUCAUCAUCAUGUUGAGGAGAACGAGGAUGGUGAAGACGAGGGAGAGGAUGAGGCCCCUCAUGGUGACGUCACUAAAGAUCUAGUCACGGAUGAAUCUAUCAUUGAUCCUGUCGAAGAACGACGCACACUGGCAGAGAGAAACGAACGUCUCCAUGAUCAGCUCAAGGCAUUAAAACAAGAUCUUGCCCAGUCUCGAGAUGAAACUAAAGAGACGGUUAUGGAUAAAAUUCACAGGGAAAAUGUUCGUCAGGGUCGUGACAAAUACAAGACUUUGCGUGAAAUUCGCAAAGGUAAUACUAAGCGCCGAGUUGAUCAGUUUGAAAACAUGUAAAUUAUCGUUAUGGGGCAUUAUUUUCAACACUCAAUAAAAAAGGAGCAGAUCGAUGAGGGAGAGGCACAUAGAAUAUUAUUUGUAAAUUUCUAUAUUCAUUUCACAGCUUGAUAGAGAGCCAUUAACAAAAUAUUAGCAUUAUAUCAAGUUCAAUGGAAUGCAAUACAGAUAAUUACCUUUCACAGUGAAAAAUAGGAAUGGAGGAAUUAAUUGUAUUAAAGUGGCCCCAUGGUAAGUCCCUCAUCUCUGUAAUCCUCAUAAUUCUAAAUAUGUAAAUGCAUUAUCGAAUGAAAAUGAAAAGAUACAAAUUUUACCAUCUAUCUGCAUAUCGAUCACUCAAUGGAUCAUUUCCGCCUUAUAAUUUUUUUUCCACAUAAUUAAAAACAAAAAAAAAUUAUAUUUUUCUGCCAUUUUUUAAGCGUCAAAGUCAGUCCUUCCUGCGAUAUUUUGGAGAAUAUUUUUCACGUUUUUAAGAAAGAAGGAAAUAAAACGCAAAAAAAAAAGAAAACAAAGAUUUUUCUUGAAAGAUACUCUAUUUAAAAUUUUUCCGGAUCGAAUGGGACUGAUGUGAACUUUCAGUGUAAAAGAAAAUCCCAACUCUUAUGAUAUAAAUCAUUGCGCGUUUUCCCUCAGAUAUUAUAGCCUCGGUGGCUUAUCCUCGCACUGUUAAUACCUUUGAACAAUCACAAUUAAUUAGUGAUUUUAUAUUAAAAAACACUGUUGUGGCCUUCCUAGUAGGUAUAAUGUAACACGCUAAUGGUAAAGUGAAGCUAUUUACCGGCAAACUGAUGGCCGUGUAUUUUUUUACCACCAAAAUUGAUUAUAAAACCAUGUCAACAAUUAAAAACCACUAACCAAAUAAUGAACAAAAAAAGAAACGAAUUGUUUAAACGAGAGCAUUUCCCUCAAACUAUAUCGCUCUCUUCUUCCACCCACCUGGACCACCUCCCCCUCCUUUCUCCUCUCUUCCCUCUACCCCCGCCUCAUCAAUUUCUUUUCCUCUCUCUUUCAUUGUUUUUGGGGAUAAGGGAUAACGAAUGAAUCAGAGAAAUGUGAAAUUAAAUAUGAGAAUGGGUGCGAUGUAUUGACGGAUUGAAGGAGAAUGGAAUAACAAAAAAAAAUUGGGGAAAAAGGUGAUAGUGAAUGUCGUAUACUUGAAGAAGUUAUAUAUGCAUAAAAAUAUAUACAUUUUUUGUGUGCUUUUGUCAGGGCACUAUACCAAUCGAGGCAAUGGAAAUAAUCCAACCUGUUGAUGCUGCCAAUGUUUUUUAAACAUAACUUUAGAUAUUUUGAGAAAUAUUGUAUAACAAGGAUUUGAUGAUUUUUUUUCUGGGAGAGUAUUUGAAAUGGUGUCACCUGUCAGUGACUUUUUACAAAUUUUUAAAAUAUUCGUUUAUUGAGGGAAAACGAGAUCCUGAUAUCAAUAAAAAAACAUGAUUUAA
Molecule: messenger RNA, 3620 nt
Organism: Fopius arisanus
Lineage: Eukaryota; Metazoa; Arthropoda; Insecta; Hymenoptera; Braconidae
Gene: Moe
Product: Moesin
Exons: 6
Coding region: 451-2178 (575 amino acids)
Biological process (GO): positive regulation of early endosome to late endosome transport; regulation of organelle assembly; positive regulation of protein localization to early endosome
Cellular component (GO): plasma membrane; filopodium; adherens junction
Molecular function (GO): cell adhesion molecule binding; actin binding
Source: RefSeq, a predicted model, not a curated record